UCUGGCGCCAUUGUUGUAUCAAUCAUGACUGAAUACAUUUUGUUUUUUGGUAAUCAGAUUACAUGUAAUCAGUUACUCCCCAACCCUUCCUAUAGCCUUAUCAUAUUGUUAAAACUCCCAGGUGUCCAUUUCAUCUAGUUAAUCCCUGUUGUUUCUAUGAUCUGUCUCUCAUCAAAUUUGGUUUUACUGAGUGUGGAUUUUCCUCUAAAACUCCUUUCUUUCCUGUAGGAUUCACUCAGGAAUGUGAUUUUAGUGCUGAGUUAUUGUACCUGUGAACAAAUGUGUGUUCUCAGAACACAUCUGCCAUCCUGAUGUGUCAGUAGCUACCUCUGACUCACACCAUAGGAGUCCUGUUGUGUUUUACCAGACACCCCCGGUCCUCACCCCUCUCACGCCAUGUUUCCCUUGAUUACUUAUGAACUUAUCUUGAUUAUUUAUAAACAUUCUAAACUGAUUGUGGAAUGUUGAGAUCUAGCUACUCACACUGCCUUGCUGUGCUUUGUGUAUUGAUUGGUUUGUGUUAAGGAAAAUAAUCCUAGAUGCCUACCUUAUGGCUCCAGGCAUCAACUCGCCACUUCCCUCCAAGAGAACACCCAGCUGUCCCUGUUGGUAAACCCAGCUGUCCCUGUUGGUAAACCCAGCUGUCCCUGUUGGUAAACCCAGCUGUUCCUGCUGGUAAACCCAACUGUUCCUGUCUGUCUCUCCAUUUUUCCUCUCAAUCUCUGUCUUGCUCCUUAUCCCCAUGUUUUUUUAGACUGUUGAAUGGCACAUUGUUAAGAAUUUUGGUCAAAUUUUGGUAAACCACCUCCCUUUGGUCAAUAACAAUGUCCUCUUCAGUGCAGAUUAAGUUAAAUGAAUAAGAAUGGAGUGGAUUCAUGUGAUGGGCUGGGUCAGACUGUCAGUGUCAAUACACAGUGAAUCGUUACUGUGACAGUUGUUUGUUUAAGAGGCUCCUCUGUGUCUCUCAAUAGGUCACACAGGGGGAACUUCACACUAGUAUGAGCAAACAGGACCGCCUCAAUUCCAUGACUGGAGCCCAUGUGAAAUGUGUGAGGAUUUAACAUUGGACACUUGAAGAGAGGCAUAGUGGCUCCCCCCACUGGUGGUGGCUGGGAUCACUUUACUUUUGGGGACUAGUGGAAGACGCACAUUUCUUACUGGCUUAACAAAAAUAGAUGGCUAACCAGACACCUGGAGAACAUAUGCUUGAAGUUGCAAGUAGGUGAGGUUUUGAUUCGCUGAGGUUUGAGAAGCAAGACCUCACGAAUCAGACCACAUGGAUGUCAAAGGGCGUCUCCUCACAUCCAUGGGUGUGGGGUCUCCAGAUCAGGACAGCAAGCUGCAAGCUGAGCGCAUCUCCGCACUACAGGAGAGAAAGCAAAUCCUGGAGGACAUCCUCAGCAGCCGAGUGGGAGAGCUGAGACAAGUGUGUCUGCUGGAGGCGGAGCUGACCGGGAUGGUCCCACAUGCUUUCCCCCUGGAGACAGGAGAGAGAGCUCCCGUUGUACAGCGCAGGGCUGGCCUGGCACAUAACAACACCAAGGGAGAGGAUGAGACAGGUCAGCGAAGGCAGAUGAAAACACUCUUCAGUGGUGCUCUGUACAGACACUCGGAGCCAGACAGGAAUGUCCCCAACAGCAGGAGGACCGUUCACCGUGGAUGCCACACAGAGGACACAGUGAUGUCGGAGAGUACUAGCUCCAUGUCAGAUUCAACGUCCCAUGACAAUGAGGAGUCCUCUCCCAGUGUGGCAGAAGACCACCGCUCCAUGUCCCAGCCCCGUCUGGGCAGCCCAGACCACCAGGUCUGUAGGAAACUGUCCCCAGUGGAGAUAUACUAUGAAAUGAGAACACGCCGUAACUCUGUGACCAGCUCUAUCAGCCCUAGUCAUUCUCUACCAAGGAGUGCAUCUAAUGUUGAAGGCAGAAGUGUUCCUGCUUCCCCCCCCCUCGCCCGAACCGCCCCAAUCAGUGUUCAUGUCAGAUCAGAUGACUCUGGUGGGAUUUCACUAAAGCAGUGGUCUGGCAGCCUGGAUGUACCACAUAUGGAGCCCCUGGCCCAGGAAGGCUCCUCCUCGGAGCGCAGAGGCUGCCCUUACAGCUCCCGUGCCCGGCGGAGCAACAGUUCUGAGGCCCUGCUUGACCGCUCCAGUCUCCCCGAGGACCCAGCCACCAGGAAUGGGAUGCCCCCCAGAGGAGGGCCUUACAAAAGCUCUGAGGCCCUCACUGACGGCAAGCUGAGGCACAUCCACCUGGGCAGUCCUGAGAGACAGGAGCAGGCCAACCUGCGGCUGUCCAUGGGUGGGAGAGUAGAAGCAGCAGAAGGGGGGGGUUACAACGAGCUCCUAAUGGAUUACAUCUGGGGAAAGCAACAGAGGAUGCAAGUGCAACACCAGCUGUACCAGUCAACAGGUAGAAUCUGGCAGGACAUUUCCUCUCCUCGAUCGUCCACUGCUGCAGUGCCUCCUCACGCCAAUGGCUUCUCCCACUCCCAGGUGCAUCUUCCCAGCGCUGCCCCUUCCUACAGUCCCAGAGUGAUCCAUAGCUCCCAGGCAGAGCAUCGCAGAGUCAAAGUCACCCGGACCAAGUCCUGCGGACCCUUCAUCCCCCUGCAGCAGGACGCCAUCCUGCUCUCUGCCUAUGAGUCUCCCCACCCUGCCCCAAGCUCCACUACCUCCUCCAUUCCCAACCUGCACCCCUUCCAGACUGAGCUGUCCGGCCCAUCAUUCAAUCGCAGGCCUCCCCAGUUCUCUCUCCCCACCCCUGAGGACUCGACGAGGAGUCUGCAUAAAGCCUUGGCGCUGGAGGGUCUCAGAGACUGGUAUCUGAGGAACGCCCUCGGCUACCCUACCACUACAUCAAAGGGGCARGAUGCAGGGGUCUCCCGUCUCUCACACCCCCACCCUUUGGUGCACCAGGCUCAGUCUAUACAAGGUGAUCCACUCCAUAGGUCCCAGAUGUCUCAGUCAGCCAGCUUCCAUGGCCACCCACUGCAUGGAAGGUCAAUGGAGUUCUCACUCUAUCAAGAGCCCAUUCAUCCUCAGAUGCAAGACAUGACUCCAAAGGAGCCCAGUGCUGACCCUGGCACUUUGGUCUGAUGUAGCUGAAUAUAUAUUCAAACACACAUGUGCACAGACAGACAGACAGACAGACCCGAACACUGUAAAAGGAGCUGAUAUAAGGUGACCUCACAAGCUAAAAAAAAACAUUACAACCACAGCAGAAAAAGACUGUAAAGCUGUUCUGAAUGCCCUCUGUUGAAAAUGAGCCCACCAACUUUUGACCCCUAGAUCGCAAAGUGAGAAAUGGAUUUGCGCUGGAGCUGUCCCAGGAGUCACAGAAUAUAUUGUUAUUCUGUAGCUACUGUAUACUGUAUUGUAUUCUAUCGUUGGUCAGACCCAAGCCACAUGUAACAAACAUCCUCCUUGUUUAACCUAACAAAUCUCCCAAUAUAUAAUUUUUUACAGAAUAAAGUAUAUGUAUUCUAAAUUACUAUUUUGUAUCUUCUGAGAUAUAAAGAAUAGUUAUAUAAAAGAGGUAAUUUAGUGUCUUGUGAUUUACAAAAAUAUAUAAUGAACUCAUAUCAACUAAAAAGUAUUUAAACACAUCAGUGAACGUGUAAAUUAACCUGUUUGUAAACAUGAAUAUAUUAUGUCUUAUCUCUUCAUCUGUCCAUCAAACAUACACAUUUCAACCGUGCUUGAUAUUUCUCAUGUUUUUCAAGUGAACACAAAUCCUUUCAAAGCUUGGUCUUCAAUCAACAAAUGAAAGAAAUUCCUGUUGUUGCCAAAUUGUUGUUUCAUGCGAGCUCUUUUUUUUCUGCAUUUCCUAAGAGUCCAACUGCUGAAAGGGCAUAAUAGUCAAGUUCAGAUAAAAACCGGAGGACUUUAGAGGUCUAUGACAGUCAUUUAAUGAACUUUCUAUUAAUUUCUAUUCAUUCAGUUGCGUAGCACGUUUUCCUUCAGAGCACUUUAUGAACGUCAAAAGCCUUAACCAAUUGCAGCAGUGGGAUGGAGAAAUUGUCCCCAAGAGAGACACACUAAAACCAGAAAAUGGUUGACAGCGUAUGAAGUUUGAGCAAAUAAGAAAAGUGUUACCAGGUUGAAGUUCAUGUUCAAGUCUACGUCAAGGUGGAAGUUUUGUGGCCCAUUUGGACAUUCACGAUUAAAGUGAUGUACAGUAGUGUAUAAUAUUUUGUAUUUGUAAGAUUGUAACAACAUUAUCAACAAUAAACCCUAUAUUUGGAUCUGUAUGUAUCAUGAUAAUAAGCUAGAUGUCAACUUAAUGUCGAGAAAUGAAAAGGGGUCUAACUAAAACAGGGCUAGGGGAUGGGACUGUUGGCAUGAGCAGGCCUUAUGUCAGAACUCAUAAAUGUGGUAGUAUGAGAUUACGUUUCCGUUGUAUCAUGUUGUACGCUACUCCUAUUGGUGGCACAAUGUUAUAAUGGUAAAAAUGAUUUAAAGUAAUCAAUGCCAUUCCCAUAUACCACCGCAAUUCAAGAACGGCCCUUUUAUAAGCUUCCCAUGACAUGUGCUUGUUUGUUCUUGUGUAUCUUAGGUUCAUGAUUAUACCGUUAUAAAAGGGCAUCACUAACAACCUGAAUGGUAGGAAAUGAAUACCUCUGGAAAGAAAUGUAUGAGUAGCUAAUAAUGCUUAUUCAUUUUAACUGAUUAAUGUCAUGGCUUCAUCUAUUGACAUGUUUUACAGGUAAAGCUAUUCCUUUUAUCUCAAGUACCUUUAAUGGAAUGUUAUAAUGGUUUUAAAUGUUGGUGUUUUCACAUUCAAUAGUUAGUGUGUGAAUUUCUUCAAGCUAGUCUAAACCUGAAACUGAUGACCAAACUGCUGUGCAUUGGGGGUCGUAAAUGUAUUUUUCAGGUGAUGUACUUAUGUCUGUAAAACAUAAAUGAAUAUACAUUUAGCUCGAAGGAAAUUUAUCCAGAAUAUAUAUUGUAUAUUUAUGAACUUAUAACAUUUUGUAUCUAUUUGUGAAAUACAUCAUAAAACUGUCAUAAAACCCAUUCAGCACCAGACAGAGAAGUGUGGUGUUAACUAACAUUUACAAGUGUAUUAGUUGUAGCUUUUCGGAGAAUGAGCUUUGUUGAUUGACUGGAAUUGUUUGUGAUAUAUUGACUGAAAUCCCUAUCUGUUUUUCUCCUGAUAUUUUUUCAUCCUAUUACAGUAUGUCCAUAUUUCAAAGGGGUGAGAAAUACUGUACAGUUUAUGUUUGAGGAGGAUGGGGUACAUUCAUUGAUCUUUUUUAAAUAAAGUAUCAUCAUGGU
This is a messenger RNA of Salvelinus sp. IW2-2015, 5278 nucleotides long. NCBI's taxonomy places the organism in Eukaryota, Metazoa, Chordata, Actinopteri, Salmoniformes, Salmonidae. The record is from RefSeq and is a predicted model, not a curated record.